This is a messenger RNA of Oncorhynchus keta (chum salmon), 1479 nucleotides long. Its product is annotated as tetraspanin-18-like. The record is from RefSeq and is a predicted model, not a curated record. The transcript is spliced from 9 exons. Lineage: Eukaryota; Metazoa; Chordata; Actinopteri; Salmoniformes; Salmonidae. Gene Ontology annotation, cellular component: membrane. Bases 426 to 1202 code for a protein of 258 amino acids.
GGUGCUUUACAACGUGCGGUAUGGUCUGGGAGUUCCGAACAAAACUGUUUGUCUACGGAGCUCUUUUACUCCGCUACAAGACUGCGUGACUAAAUUGGUGCUAUAGUUAUCCGCGGCUAAUUUAUUGGCUGAAGACUGAAGUCUAAAGGCUUUGUUGUUCUUUCCUCGGGCACACAUCUCCAAUCUGGCUGUUUCUUUCAAUCUUUAUAUUGUUUUCCCUGCACUGAUUUACAUCUAUAUUCUGACAUAUUUUGUGGAGAGAACACCAUAGAGCUGGCGCUGAGGUUCUGGACAAACCUGCAGUUUUGAGCUAAAGGAGAGGAGGGGGAAACGGGAGAGAAGCCGUCGCCUGAACCAUCGCCUGAACCGUCGCCUGAACCAUCGCCUGAACCAUCGCCUGAACCAAGACACAUCAACAGAGACUCAUGGGGUUAGGGGAGGCUUCAGCGAGAGGGACAGCCAUGGACGGAGACUGUCUGAGCUGUAUCAAAUACCUCAUGUUCGUCUUCAACUUCCUCAUCUUCCUGGGAGGCUCCUUCCUCCUGGGUGUUGGGGUGUGGGUGCUGGUGGAUCCUACAGGCUUCAGGGAGAUCAUUACAGCCAACCCUCUGCUCUUCACUGGGGUCUAUAUCAUCCUGGCCAUGGGGGGAAUGCUCUUCCUCCUGGGAUUCCUGGGCUGCUGCGGUGCCAUCCGGGAGAACAAGUGUCUGCUCCUCUUUUUCUUCAUGCUCAUCCUGGUUAUAUUUCUGGCAGAGUUGGCUGCAGCCAUCUUGGCCUUCAUAUUCCGGGAGCAUCUGACCAGAGAGUUCUUCACUAAGGAGCUGAAGAGACACUACAAGGGAUACAACAACACUGAUGUCUUCACCGGAACCUGGAACGCCGUCAUGAACAGCUUUGACUGCUGUGGAGUGAACAGCCCGGAGGACUUUGAGGAGAGCCUGUUCCGGUUGAUCAACCCCAACGAGAUGGUCCCUGCAGCCUGCUGCAGGAGGGGCAGCCAAUCAGGAGACUCGGCAUACGUCAACCAGGACGAGUGUCUCAUGGGGAAAAUGCUCUUCCGAAACAACAAGGGUUGUUACUCUGCUGUGAUUGGCUACUUUGAGCUCUAUAUAUACGUGGCCGGAGCUCUGGCCAUCGUGGUGCUCACCAUUGAGCUGUUCGCCAUGGUGUUUGCCAUGUGUCUGUUCAGAGGGAUCCAGUAGGAUGCUGACAGGUGCCUGACUGCUGUCGCCGCGCGGAUGGGAGCUAGAAAAGGGAAAUCAGGAGGGGGGAAAAAAUGAAAAAUUAACACUUACAAAUGUGUUGUUCUUUUUGUAUCUGCAAAACAAUUUGGUUAGAAAACAAACAAACAAUAAUAAUAUAAUAAUAAUAAUAAUAUAUGCCAUUUAGCUGACGCUUUUAUCCAAAGCGACUUACAGUCAUGUGUGCAUACAUUCUACGUAUGGGUGGUCCCGGGAAUCGAACCCACUACCCUGGCGU